Molecule: messenger RNA, 621 nt
Organism: Candidula unifasciata
Lineage: Eukaryota; Metazoa; Mollusca; Gastropoda; Stylommatophora; Geomitridae
Source: the annotation of a GenBank genome assembly
GUGUAUGCCUAUGCUCGGCGUGCCUCCUCCUGUGGAUUCCACUUGAUACCAGUUCCUUGCGACCCCUUUGCCUUGCCCUACACGGACAACUCAGAUCCUCUCCGUGAUCCCAUAUUUGUGGCUCUUAACAUGGAAGCUUUUGGGCCUGAUCUUUUCAAAGAUUGCUCGGAUGAGAGGAGGCAGGAGAUCUUGUAUACGAUUCAAGAUGCAAUUGUCAAAAGGUUUGGGUUCUUGCCCGCCAGCGUCCAAGUGCCGGACUCGGCCGUCAUGCCAGAAGACGUGAAAAAUCUCAACCACCAAUACGUCCACUGCACCGUAGGAAUGUUCAUACUGAUUCCAGAAAGCACCCCAGCUGGCCGAGCCACCACCGCCAAACCCAUCAGCGGCUCAACGUCCAGUCCUCAACUUGUCGGUCGGCCAGAAUCUGUGGUCAACCAGGUUGGCUUUCUCUGGUCAUGGAACUACAUGUCUUCCCGCCGCUGGCGAUCGGGCAACACCGGUGAUGAAUGUUUUCAGGAUACAAUGUUGGCCGAUUUCAGGAAGUUUUGCUCUAACACGGACAAUAGGUUGUGUGGGUUCUGGGAAAGUUUCAGGACCUCAGUGGAUCUAGUGAUUCCUUAA